CCUCAUAGCACGAGAGAGUUUCACCUCUCAUCCUGGAUUUUAAUGAGAUUUGGCAAGCAUUUGCUUGUGAGAUAAGCUAGGUGCUGUGUGUUUAGGGUCAACCUCUUUUGUACUUGACCCUGAGCUCCUUGGAUUAGCGUUGGUUCUGUCAACAGCUAGAAGGACCUGGUCACACUUGCUGCCUGUAAGUGAGGGAAUGAAAUGCCUGCACGUCAUCAUUCUUUUCCUCUGAUUUUGUUCAUUAUACACUGAUUCUCUGGCACCUCCAUACAUGUAGUUGGGAUUCUGCUUGUGCUUGUAUAUGGGUUGGUUUGUAUGUUUGUGAAAGUGUUUGUGGGUUUUAAGCUCUCGGUCAGGGAGUCUGGGGAGUUUGAUGGGAUCUGAGGAUUUGUGUGGUGGAUAGUUUGCAGGUCAUGAUGGUGGGGAUGCCCACAUGGAUCAACUGAGCACUUUGCAUCUUCUAUUUACUUAGGUGGUAGAUAGGACUCUCCUGAGGGAAGGAGGGGUGACAAAUCCUCUUCCCUGUCAAAGUAGUUAUGCCCUCUGGGAAUUCAUGGAACAGUAGGAAACAAGGUUUGAGAAUCCCUGUUUUCAUAACAAAAGAAAUGUCAUCACAACUAUCUGUUGGACCCAAGCCACUGCAGUACAGAGGGUCUUUGGAGAACCAUAUUGCCACAGCUUUUUAAAGAGUCCAUAUUUCAAAAUAAUUCUUUGCUGAUUUGUGUAGAAAUAUUUCCUUGAAAGAAUUGUUUUUGGAGUCUCACUGUUGUGUUUUUGCUUUGGUCUUUGUAUUUGCCACAUUCUUCCCUCCCCCUCAUUUCUUAAAUUUGAAUUUUUUAUUGGGUUUUUUUAUUUACAAUUCACCUAAUUCUGAAAUCAUGAGUUCAGGUGGUUAUUUAUUCCUUGGGCCAUGUCCCAACACAGGCUGGAUGUCGAAUUGCCAAUACUUCAAUCCGAACAUGAGAUGAGAAUGAUGGCUAUGCAAAUGAUGACCAACUCAAUAAGUGAUGCCAUGGAGAGGUACAAGGAGUUCAUACAAGUGAACAGUUCCUACCACAUCAGGCACUCCCAGCUCCUGCGUGAACAAACUCAAUUGAAGAAUAUACAGAUUUUGCUGAAUGAGAAGAGAGAACAGCUGGUGGAGCAGACUGAACUGCCAGCAUCCUCUGUGGAGACAAAGAGGUUCUGUGAAGAGGCCGGAAUGAACAUCUGUGUCCCCAGAGCCAAGCAACAGCAGGUCUGAAAUUCUCCAGCAGAAACUCGAACAUGACACAGACCACGACAAGAUCUCCCUUGGAGAGAAGAGCUACAGGAGGAGAACUAAGUGUGCACAGCAAAUACACCACUAUUGCGUCUCAUCUGUAAUGUCCAUAGCAAUUGUGGACUGCAUUUUCCUCCUUUACUUUGAUUUCUUUGGAUUGAAUAGGCCGUACUUUCACCUCAGCUCUCUCCAGCAAGUGUACACUUUUGGAGGGACCCAGAGAAGUGUUGAUGCACAUCAAUCAAGAGCUGCUGGUCAUCCAGAAAGACUGUGCACGUGUAAAUUUGUACUUGUCCUGAUGGGUCAUGCAGAAGAGUUUCAUGGAGAUCAGUUCACAAUAUUGGAAAGUCUUUGAGACAAAGUCUGUAAUAUCAUUUAUACUCAGUAUUGGAUGGCUUUGUCCUUAAUGCCCCCACUCCAACAAAACAGACCUACUUCCACUCCUCUUGAAAAGAUUAUUACCACCAGUAACUGCUUGUCUACUGUGUCUCCAAGGAAAGACACAGGCUAUAAAUCUAUUCUGCAGAAGGAGCAGCAAAAAAUGCUUAGCGCAGCUCCUCUAUUUAAAGUGUGGCUGAGUUUUGAUUAUUUUGGUUAUUUGGUUUUCCUCCUAUUCAUUUGAAGUUUUGUUAUUUAUGUGUUGUUGUUUUGUUCAUUUUGUUUUCUAUUUUGAUAAGGAUAUAGACUGUAUAUAUUGACUACCUGCAUCUGGUUACUAUCAAGUAAAUUGGAUAUAUCCUGGUGAAAAAAA
Rattus norvegicus (Norway rat) is the source of this 2012-nucleotide messenger RNA. Lineage: Eukaryota; Metazoa; Chordata; Mammalia; Rodentia; Muridae. The record is from RefSeq and is a predicted model, not a curated record.